CAUAAAAAUAUUAGCCAUUUGUUUGUUACCGUUGGUAAUUUUGUAAUUAUUUUCUUAUUUAAAAUAUGAAUUUUUUUGGAAUGUUGACUAUUUUGUUUCCGACAACUAAUAUUAUAUUCAAAUGCGGCCCAAUGCUCUACUAUGUUCUGGAUCCGCCGCUGCAACGAGAACCUAAGAAUUUUGCCUAAUUGAUGGAGGAGUCUUUUCUACUCGGUAGAUUUCUACCUUAAUAGGAGAAUAAAUCUUCCUCUUUUAGUUCAGAGUUCACUCUUUAGUCUUUACUUCUACUACUUCUCUUCUCCCCCUCUUCUUGUAUAUUUAACCGUGCCACACUGUAACUUAAAGUCUCAAAACAUAAAAGAAAAACAACCCCAACCCCGGGGGAAAAAAAGUGACUCCGACGCCCGACCCAAUGUCCCGGCGAUAUCAGCGGGCGCUGGGGAAGAGAGUGAUCGACCAUGGGAGGGAAUUCACGCUGCUGGUCGACGUCAGCUCGGCGGCGGAGAUCGACUCCUUCGCCGACCACGGCGACGUCGGCCCCGACGAUCGGUGGUACCGGCUCAAUCUGUGGGUCGACCCGGCGGAUCAGGUUUCGACCAACACGGUCCGGACCUGGACCAGCCCGGUCUGGAGGCAGAGGCUCGAGAUCCCCGUCGUGGUCGGGUCGCUGAACUACGACGGGACGCUGAGCGUGGAGGUGGAGCGGGACGGGCGGCCCGAGUCUGUGCCCGACCCGGGGACGUCGCGCGGGAACGCCGUCGUCGGGAGGGCGAAGGUGAGAGUGCCGAAGCUGGGGGAGGAAAAAGGCGGGAGAUUUGGGCUCGUGAGGGCCGAAAGAGGGGAGUGUAGUGCGGAAGGGUUCGUGUUCUUGAACAUGAAGUUGGUGAAGAGAGAGAUUUGGGGAGGAGGAGGCAGGUAUUAUGAUUGAUCGGAAAUUCAUGUUGAGUUUCGAGGGUUAGGGUUUUAUUUAGGGUUAACUUUCUAAUGUGGGAGAGUCAUCGGAUCUUUUGUUGAUGUAUGUUGUUAUUAGUUUCGGAUCAACUCUCGGAUAUAUAGAUUUUUCGUCGUAACGGAAGUACGGUUGGUAUCAAUUUAGUACUACAGGAUUGUGCUCCAUAUAUAUUUCCUCGUUUUAUCUAAGUCGAGGUAAGCCUUUUCGAUCAUCAUCUUUAUAUGUCGUUCUGAUGAGACUAAAUGGUCUACUCUCUAGUAUUUCGAAUUUUAUUUGAUCAUAUGUGUCUAGGGCAUGGUCCAUGAAACCGUACCGGAAAAGUCAGCGAUGGGAUAUUUUAUGACAAAACCGUGGUUUAACCGUAGUUCAACCGUUAGUACCGUUAAAUACCGCCUAUUGGUUUAGCCUCCGAUACUGGUAUUUUGUGGUUGAACCGUCGGUACGGUACGGUUUAAUGGACCAUGGUCUAUGGACUAACCCUCGGACAGAUAAUUAUCUUCUUGCUUUGGUAUGAGAAUCGAUAUGUUUUUUCUAUCAUUAUCGUAUAUGUUGUCACAAAGAAAUGGUUAGUUAGUGUUUCAAAUUCUCCCUAGGUAAUAACUUGCUUCUUGUGUAUGAUUUUUAAUGUAUAUUGUUUAUUAUUUCGGUACUGAUUACGACGGAUCUUCUCAUUGGUGUAAUGUAGAUGUAGUAUUGAUCUCGAUGAUUACCAGAAUAAUCUACUUAAUGAGUUUUGUUAUCUUUGGUACGAAUUGAGAUGAAUUUGUCAUUGUGUGUUGUGCUAAAUGCUCUAAUAUGCUAGUUGAUAUCUAUUGAAAUCCUGAUCCUGCUUUUUAGAUUCAUGUCAUUUGUAACAGAAUUGGUUGGCAAUGCUUGGUCUUUUAUUGAGUGAAGUUCUUGAAUUGGCUUUUGGUGUUUUGAUAUGUUGUUUGUUUGUUUGCUGGAAUGUCGAAUUGAAGGCAAGGUCGUAUUUCAAAGGUCGCAACCAAAAAAUCUAGUAGUCGGUGUGGUAGUUUUUAAACUCACGAUAACGUUGAUUUUAAAUCAAUUUUGACUACAUACUUCAAGGAGAACUGAUUAUUUGAUUAACAAUGUCUAUUUCAAAGGUCGUAGUCGGUGUGACCGUUUUCAAACUCACGAUAACGUUGAUUCUAAAUCAAUUUUGACUACAUACUUCAAGGAGAAUUCGACAUGUCGUGUCAAUGCUGAUUCUGUGGCAAAAACUACAUUGAGACACAGUUACGGUUAAGUAAUUUACAGUAAUUCCAUAUAUUUUGUUCCAUAUGUUUGUCUCAAAUAAUAACUUGUUUUUUGCGUCGGUUUCUCGACGUGGUUUUCUUACUUUGAAACGGAUUGAGAUAGAUCUCUCUCUCAAUGUUAUUCAUUCUGAUGUAUAAUAUGGCAUUGGUCUAUAGUACCAAAACCUAUUUUAUGGGUCUUUGUCAAAUUCUUGAUGUUGCUGGUUACAUUCAAUGUCAAUUGGAACAAAUCCUCAUUACUUAUAACUUUAUUCCAAACGAUUGAUCUAAUAGUAAUCUGAAAUUGGUUUGAUAAAUUGUAUUGUUCCGAUUUAUAAGAAAAAACACACGAGAACUUCACUCCAUAAAUGACCAACAGACCAAACAUUAAUCAACCGAUUUUGAAGUUAAUGAAUCACACAAACUAUUCUUGAGUUCUUUUCCACUUCUAAUAUGUAGUAAAUUAUCUCAGUUUUCGAUUUUGUUGUUCUAUGUGGUUUUAAUUGUUUAAAUUCCCUACACAUGGCAAUGGCAUUUGAGUGCACCCUUUAGUUGAUGAAUAAUAUCGAUAUCGAAAAUCUCAAUCAAAAUCAAAUAGUUAGUGACAGUUUUAUUCAUGAUAAUGUCCAUUGACCAUUAUGAUUGCUUAUAAUAAAUAAAGACGUUCGCA
This is a messenger RNA of Linum trigynum, 2860 nucleotides long. Lineage: Eukaryota; Viridiplantae; Streptophyta; Magnoliopsida; Malpighiales; Linaceae. The record is from the annotation of a GenBank genome assembly.